Leptinotarsa decemlineata (Colorado potato beetle) is the source of this 1188-nucleotide messenger RNA. It is a transcript of the gene eEF5, whose product is annotated as eukaryotic translation elongation factor 5. Gene Ontology annotation, biological process: positive regulation of translational termination; positive regulation of translational elongation. Gene Ontology annotation, molecular function: translation elongation factor activity; ribosome binding; RNA binding. NCBI's taxonomy places the organism in Eukaryota, Metazoa, Arthropoda, Insecta, Coleoptera, Chrysomelidae. The record is from RefSeq and is a predicted model, not a curated record.
UUUGUUACUUCUAUCACAUCAUGAAAUCGUCAUUUGAAAAAUGAGUCUGUUAGUAAUAUAGAGUAAACCAGCUUCCUAGGGUAAUUGACAAUACAUUGCGAAAAUUUCGAAUUCGAAAAGAAUCAACUAGUAUUACACUUUGUUUGAAGUUCCCGCCAGAGAGAGUUACUUUCGAUUUCCUUAAACCGACCCGUUUAUAAUUCUAUGCGCAUGCUUUGUAUACCUCUUUUGGAUUACAUUUCAUCUUGUUCACAUCUUGUAAGGUUGAAAACCAACAUAAUUAAAAUGGCCGAUAUUGAUGACACACACUUUGAGACUGGAGACUCUGGAGCCUCAGCAACUUUUCCUAUGCAAUGUUCAGCCUUACGUAAAAAUGGUUUCGUUAUGUUGAAAUCCAGACCAUGCAAGAUCGUUGAAAUGUCAACAUCCAAAACUGGUAAACACGGACAUGCUAAAGUACAUUUGGUCGGCAUCGAUAUCUUCUCAGGUAAAAAAUAUGAAGAUAUAUGUCCCUCUACACACAACAUGGACGUACCUCACGUUAAACGUGAAGAUUACCAGUUGACUGAUAUUUCUGAUGACGGAUAUUUAUCUCUCAUGUCAGACAACGGAGAACUACGUGAAGAUCUCAAAGUCCCAGACGGUGAGGUAGGCGCCCAACUCAGAAAUGAGUAUGAUGCCGGUAAAGAUAUACUCUGCACAGUACUGAAAUCUUGCGGAGAAGAGGUGGUGAUUGCAGUAAAGACAAAUACUGCCUUGGAUAAAUAAUAAUGGACAGGAAAGAUGGUGGGGGCUAAGAUCGAACGUCAUCUUGUCCAGUGGGUCCCUGCUUUAUGUUAUCUGAAAUAUAUUAUCGUAUUGGACCAUCAGUUAUCAACAGCUUACUUAUGUAACGCCCUAUCGACUGGCAAGAUGUUGAUGUGGUGUAUACAUCUUCUGUAAUUUGUUGGCUAAAUUAAAAUGCAAAGCUACAUUUGUUCAAUAAAAUUAAUUUAAUUUUAACCCUAUGUAAAUUUUUUUUAUCUUUUACCAUCUUUUUUGGAACCACCUUUUUCUCACAUCAUGCUUUCGAGUAUUUUUUGUAUCAUAGAUUAUGGGUUCCGUUUUUUUUUACUACUGAAUAAGAAUUAGGUGAUUCUAGAUAAUUGUUGACAAUUCAUUGGAUCAAAAUAAAGUAGCAUUUUUAAA